This is a messenger RNA of Linum tenue, 2947 nucleotides long. The record is from the annotation of a GenBank genome assembly. Lineage: Eukaryota; Viridiplantae; Streptophyta; Magnoliopsida; Malpighiales; Linaceae.
ACUUAUGGAAUUCAUUUAGAAAAAAAAUAUAUAAAGGUAUGUUAAUUCUAUUUGUGAAAUGGAAUCUCUUUUGGGGUCAUUUGGAUCCAGGUUUUUAAUUUGUGGAAUUUUGGCUCAAAUCACUGGUUUAAAAACCUAGGUUUUCAAUUUGUGGGAUUUGUGUGGGAUUUUAAAAUAGCUGAUCACCAUCAGCUAUUUCAUAAUCCCACAAUUGUGGGUUUCUGAAAUCUCUAAUAUUUAAAAUCUCUUAUCAUAUAAUUGCUUUCCAAACGAGUGAUUUUAAUAAAAUCCCACAUUAUAUAGGAUUGUGCCCAAAUCCCACACCCAAAACCUGCAUCCAAAUGACCCCUUUAUGUCUCCGCCAUUAACGAACUGCGAAUAUGCGGAGAAGGGGAGUGAAGACUGAAGACUGAAGCCUCCGCCGCCGUAACCGCCCCGCCGGCCCGACUAUAGUGUUGUUUAUUACUGCUGAUCGGCGGAGCAAAACCGCCCCCGAAGCGAGCCAGCGAGUCCAAACAGUUUCUUCUCCGAGUCUUCUCUCUCUCUCUGUCAUCAUUCCUUUCCUUAAAUUACUGCCAUCCCAAUUUUGAAGCAGAUCUCUCUCUUCUCUCUGCCGCCUACUUUAACUGCAUCAAUGGAUCUCUCAAUUGCGCUGACGUUCCCCUCCAUUACCACCAAACCUUCCCCUUCUCACCUUCUUCUUUCCCGCCCUCUCUUCCCCAGCUCUUCGCCCGGAAGAUCCUUGCUCUCUACACGAAACCCCUCUUCUUCCCGCCACAAUCACCGCACUCCUCGACAACGACUCCGCCGCCGUGUUUCCGCAGCCGUCGACGACGACGAUGGCGGCUUCGUCCUCGAAGAUGUCCCUCACCUGUCCGAUUUCCUCCCCAAUCUCCCCCUGUAUCCCAAUCCCUUGGAGAAGAGCCAAGCUUAUGCCAUUGUCAAGCAAACAUUCGUCGGCCAGGAAGAUGCGGUGGCGCAGACGGUCGUUGUUCAUAAAGGCAGCCCCCGAGGAGUACACUUCCGGCGAGCCGGCCCUCGAGAAAAGGUGUACUUUAAGCCUGAUGAGGUUCGGGCUUGCGUAGUCACAUGUGGAGGGUUGUGCCCAGGGAUCAAUACAGUCAUCCGGGAGAUAGUUUGUGGGUUGAACUACAUGUAUGGUGUGGAUGACAUUCUUGGUAUCGUGGGAGGGUAUAGAGGCUUCUACUCUAAGAACACUGUGAAGCUGACCCCUAAAGUUGUGAACGAUAUCCAUAAACGUGGCGGCACUUCCCUUUUGACAUCUAGGGGAGGUCAUGAUACGAUUAAGAUAGUUGACAGCAUUCAGGACAGGGGAAUUAAUCAGGUGUACAUAAUUGGAGGUGAUGGGACCCAGAAAGGAGCAGCUCUAAUUCAUGAGGAAGUUGAGAAACGUGGUAUGAAAGUAGCAGUUGCUGGGAUUCCCAAGACCAUUGACAAUGACAUAGCUGUGAUAGACAAAUCGUUUGGGUUUGAUACUGCUGUUGAAGAAGCUCAGAGAGCAAUUAAUGCUGCACAUGUAGAGGUUGAGUGUGUGGAAAACGGAGUUGGAGUAGUCAAGCUGAUGGGAAGAUAUAGUGGAUUCAUUGCUAUGCAUGCAACAUUGGCCAGUCGAGAUGUGGAUUGUUGCUUGAUUCCAGAAUCUCCAUUUUAUCUGGAAGGUCAAGGCGGGCUGUUCCAAUUCAUUGAAAGCCGGAUGAAAGAAAAUGGGCAUGUGGUUAUUGUGAUAGCUGAAGGAGCAGGGCAGGAAUUUGUUGCUCAGAGCAUCCAUGACGUCAAUCAGAAAGAUGCAUCAGGAAACAGGCUACUUCUUGAUGUUGGUCUCUGGUUGUCUCAUAAGAUUAAGGAUCACUUCACACAAGUUCGGGAGAUGGAUGUAAAUAUGAAAUACAUAGAUCCAACAUACAUGAUACGGGCUAUUCCAAGUAACGCAUCAGACAACAUAUACUGCACUCUUCUUGCACAAAGUGCCGUACAUGGGGCGAUGGCUGGGUACACAGGCUUCACAGUUGGACCUGUAAAUGGCAAACACGCCUACAUACCCAUUGCUCGGGUGACAGAGACGCAGAACACAGUGAGGUUGACUGACAGGAUGUGGGCUAGGCUUCUUUCAUCAACAAACCAGCCAAGUUUCUUGAAUUCCUGUGAUGAUAUUUUGUUGCAACAAGAAAGAGUCGACAGAGACACGGUCGAUAUGAUUCACAAAAUGAAGAUUACUUCCACCUAGACAACACCAUUCAAUUGCUGGCUCUAAAGCUAAACACGGAGAAGCGCAUCGGGCGUGGGCAGGUAUCACCAGCAUAACAAUCUCAAGCUAUCUUCCAUGAUGUCGGAGGAAGGUACAAUGUGUUUGCAUGCUGAGUUGACUAUCAUUUUGUUGUAGGUGUAGGAUGAAAGACUGUUGUGCUUGGUUCAGUUGAAGUGUAAACAAGAGUAUAGAAAGGGUGGAAGCAUAAUGAAGAAAACAGAGUAGCAACUUGCUUUCAACUUUGCAGAUAAUACCAAAUGAUAGGCUUUUUGUCUGUCUGUCUGUUCCAUCCAUCAUUCCAUCCACAAGUGGCAGUGGGUUGGUUCUUCCUCCCUAGUAGUUAUCUGGCACACCAUGCACGUCGGCUGCGGGCAAGUUGCAGACGUAGGCAUUGGUUAUCUUUCUAUCUGUUCUAAUCUGUCCACCGUAAUUGCCACUUGCUGCUUUCUGUUGUACAAGUUGGGUCGGGUAGGGUAGCUCCUUGAGAGCGCGAUGGCUUUAGGGAUGGAUAGUAUUUUGCAGUUGCUGGUGGGAGUUUAUCCGGAUCUGCGAUUCCUUGAACUACAAGCAAGCAAGUGGGCUUUGAUUGCAUUGGCAAGUUGAUGGAUUGGAUGGAUUGACUCCGACGCUGACACUGACUCUUGCUCGUUCAAAUAUCUCCCUUCCGUUAUAAAUGUCAAU